Centruroides sculpturatus (bark scorpion) is the source of this 833-nucleotide messenger RNA. RefSeq names its product histone H2A-like. The coding region runs from base 67 to 438 and encodes 123 amino acids. The transcript has a single exon. Gene Ontology annotation, molecular function: protein heterodimerization activity; structural constituent of chromatin; DNA binding. The record is from RefSeq and is a predicted model, not a curated record. NCBI's taxonomy places the organism in Eukaryota, Metazoa, Arthropoda, Arachnida, Scorpiones, Buthidae. Gene Ontology annotation, cellular component: nucleosome.
GCAUAUCUUUCCGUCAUUACUCACUUAGGUUUUGAGUUCGCCGUUCUUCGUUCAUAGCGUCUGAAAAUGUCUGGUCGUGGUAAGGGAGGAAAAGUUAAGGGAAAGAGCAAGACCCGUUCUAGCAGAGCAGGGUUACAAUUUCCAGUCGGUAGAAUUCAUCGUUUGUUGCGAAAAGGCAAUUAUGCUGAAAGAGUAGGUGCUGGUGCUCCCGUUUACCUCGCUGCCGUAUUGGAGUACUUGGCUGCUGAAGUAUUAGAAUUGGCAGGAAAUGCUGCAAGAGAUAACAAGAAGACUCGUAUUAUUCCUCGUCAUCUUCAAUUGGCAGUAAGAAAUGAUGAAGAAUUGAACAAGCUCUUAUCCGGUGUAACUAUCGCUCAAGGUGGUGUUCUUCCAAACAUCCAGGCUGUUCUCUUACCCAAGAAGACUGAGAAGAGCUAAAUCAGCUCUAGAUAGUCUUAAAAAGACUCCAAACGGCCCUUUUCAGGGCCAAAAAAAUUUUGAUAAAGAGUAGUCUAAUUGUAUUUCAUGUUUUAAGAUGUUGCAUUCUUAAUAUACUUUUUAACAUUCCUAAAUACAGUAGGCCAGGUUUUACCUAAUUUUUAAUUUAUCCGCUAUGGUCAGAAGUGUCAAGUGUUUCAUGUUACUGUCUCCCAUUGCUGCAUGCUUUCAAUAUGAAAUUUUGUUGGUUCAUAUUUUUAUAAUGUAUUAGUUCACAAAACAUUUUAAAAACCCAUUUUUCUGUCAUGCUGUUCUAUCAUACUUUUUUUUUUUUUAGUUCAUGAUGUUUGUAAAUGAAGAUUGAAAAUUUUGACAAAUAAACAAAUAUCUCAAAA